Dentiscutata erythropus is the source of this 237-nucleotide messenger RNA. The record is from the annotation of a GenBank genome assembly. NCBI's taxonomy places the organism in Eukaryota, Fungi, Glomeromycota, Glomeromycetes, Diversisporales, Gigasporaceae.
AUGCAAGUGGAUGAGGAAAGUGUUAGGCCAGUACCUACUAUAAGGAAAUUAAAAGUUAAAAAACAACCAUUAUUCGAAGAAGAAGAGUUAGAAGAGUAUGAAACCUAUUACUCUGAAGAAUUUGAACUAGACAGUGAGGAAGAAAAAAUAGUAAUUAAAGACGACAAUUUGGCCAUAUACUUAACUGAGGUAAAUCCUAUAGUCCUGAGCAAGAAUAAUAAGGAUUCUUGGGCCUAG